Messenger RNA from Cavenderia fasciculata, 2283 nucleotides. RefSeq lists its product as uncharacterized. The transcript has a single exon. The coding region runs from base 1 to 2283 and encodes 760 amino acids. The record is from RefSeq and is a predicted model, not a curated record. NCBI's taxonomy places the organism in Eukaryota, Evosea, Eumycetozoa, Acytosteliales, Cavenderiaceae.
AUGAAAAAGAAAGUCAAUAAGAGUAAUAAUAAGAGUAAUAAUAAGAAGAUUAAAAAGGAUAAGAAUAAUGUAGAUAAUAAUGAAGAAGAUAUUGAAGAUAGAUAUGAAGUAGAUGAAAAUAUUAAUAAUGAAGUAUCAUCAUCUGAAUGUUCAAAUCAAUCGUUUUACUCGAGACUGUUAAAUAGAUAUAGUUUUAUAGAUCAACCUUUACUAUUUGAUACAAUAGUUAAUAAAUCACAACAACCGCAACAACAAAAAAGAACAAGACAAUCGAAUAACAAUGAAAGAAUCAUUAUUCAAGAUAUAGUUAAACAAUUUCAUAGGAGACAUCAAAAUACUAUUAAAAAGCAUAAUGAAGGUAUUAGAUUACCUCGUCAUCAUAAUCAUUUAGAUCGUCGUAAUCGUCAAGAGGAUAGCAAUAUAGAAGAUGAUUCAGAUUAUGAUGAUGAUUAUUACUUUGAUGAAUAUGAUGAAACAAGUGAUACAUUUGAUACAGAUUAUGAUUCAAACACUAUCGAUAGUGAUUUUGAUGAUUCUUCAUCUACUUCAAAUCAUCAUCAUCAACCUCUAAUAUCACAAAAUAAUCAAUUCAUGUUAGAGUUUGGUAACUUUGGUCAAAUUGAUAAUAAUAAUAAUAACCAUUUGUUAGAAUUAGAGUCAAUGGAAAGAAAGAUUAAAAGAGAUUUAAAGAGAAAGAGAAAAGAACCACAAACUAUAUUAAAAUCAACUAGAAUGGUUUAUGGUCUAUUAAAUACAUGUCCUACAUUUCAACUUGUCAAAGAAAAAGAUAAAGGAGAGGAAAAUGAAGAAAAAGAGGAUGAAGAGAUGAAUAUCGAACCUCCAAUAUUACUAUUAACUUCUUCGAGUUGUCCCGUCAUUCCACCUUUAAAUAUUAAUCAACCAACAUCAACUACUACAUCAACUACAACUACAAAUUCAAUCAUUCCAAAAAUUAAACAAUCUUGGAAUAUUAGUCAACAACCUCAACCACAACAACAACAAUCACAACAACAACAAUCACAUACACAAGAUAAUCAAAAUAAUAAUAAUUUAAUAAUAACAAAUAUAAAACAUGAUAAAGAUAAAUAUAAAGAACAAAUGGUUGAAAUGAGAGCAAUGCAUUCAACACUUCGUAGAGUGGUGUUGGAUUUGGCGUCAAAGAAUCAAAUCGAGAUACUGCAAGAUCCGUGUAGUUUGUGGGCACAUUUUACAAGUCUACCGGAAUUCAAGGUGUUUGGUGGCUGCACUGCAAAGAAUAAUAUUAAAACUGGGCUCUAUCUAACUGAAGUGUUGAUAACCCUAAUGAAUCAACCAGAAGACCUAGAAGAACAACAACAAUUAGAAGAAGAACAAAUUGAAAUGGAAGAAUUUUUAAAUCAAGAUGAAUGGAAUAUAGAUGAUCGACAAGAAUUUGGAAACGAUGACAAAACCAUAAAAACACAACUAGAAGAAGAAGAUGAAGAAGAUGAUGAUAAAGAAGGUAGUGGUGGAUGGGAUUUAAAUCAAUCAAAAUUGGUACCCUUGAAAGAAUGGAAAAAAGAGGAACGAAAAAGUGAAGAACAAUUGGAAGAUGAAAGAAUGGGUUGUUUGGACGCAAUGAAAUCAGGUGAUCAGACAAUACCACCUAUAUUCAAUUCAAGUGGUAUGAUUGAUUUAUUUUCAAAUACUUUGGAUAGUGUCCCAACACAUGAAUCUCUCGGGAUGAUAGUACGUGAUUUAAAGGAUUAUCUCAGACCGAUUAUAGCAGAUUUGGUUUCAACCGACCAUUCUCAACUUAUUACAAGACAAAGAGUUGUAUGGUCAAUACAAACAACUAAUUCGAAUCCCAUCACCAACAACACAACAAAUUCAGAUUGGUAUCCAACCAAACAAUAUUUCAAUCUUUUCAAACAAACUGAAGAGAAACCACAUCCCUUUAUCGAUUUCUAUCAAUUAGCAAAGGAAAAGGAGAAGUUAUUACAUUUUCAAAAUAAUGAAGAAUUGGAAAUGGACAAUGAUUUUGAAGAGGAAAAUAGUAGUAUUGACAGCAGUGAUGAUGAUGAACCAACCAAACCAAAACCAAAACAAGAAACUAAACCAAACAGAAAUUAUAAAGCACCUCCUCCCCCUCUUCCUCCCUCUUCAUCUGAAUCGUCUCCAUCGAACGAACUACCUCCUAUAUUUCCACCACCUCCUUCUAAACCAACAGGUCACAGUAGAAUUCUACUUCAUAAUAACUAUUCAAAAUAUACAAAACAACAACAACAAAACAACAACAACAAUAAUAAAACAAAAAUGGAAUAA